CUUGCUUAUUAUCGAUUCGAGAAUGGCAGACAACGCGCAAGGACAAAGGAACCAAAUGCUGGAUGAGAAACUUGAAGAGAAAGUUCGAUUCUUUCAAGGAUUCUUGGACAAUGAGAAUGUUCAAGGUACUGACAAUGGCGAGAGCUACAAGAAGCAAAUCAACACAAUGCUUGCCAAAGGAGAACGACGAUUAGUAGUUAGCAUCGAUGCCCUUCGUCAUUUCAACGCACCUUACACCGAAGAUAUUCUCAAUAACCCGAACGAAUGGCUGCCUGCAUUCGAUAAAGCACUCAAGGAUAUCGUCAAAUCCAUCACCGAUCCAAAUUUGCAUGAUUUUUAUGACCUGCCAUUCAGUGUUGGUUUGAAGGGAAGCUUUGGUGAUAACCAGGUCAACCCCCGUUCUCUGCGUGCAAUGUUCUUGGGAAAGCUUGUGUGUAUCGAGGGAAUUGUUACUCGCUGCUCUUUGGUUCGUCCAAAGGUAGUUAAAUCAGUUCAUUACUGCGAAAAGACAAAAACACAUUUAAUGAAAGAGUAUCAAGAUUCAACAACACCUGGAAAUGCCAUUCCUACUGGAUCUGUUUACCCUACUGAAGAUGACAACGGAAAUCCAUUGAUGACCGAGUUUGGCUUUUCUACAUAUAGAGACAACCAAAGUAUUACAAUUCAGGAAAUGCCCGAGAGAUCCCCUCCUGGUCAAUUGCCUCGAUCAGUAGAUGUUAUUUUGGAUGAUGAUUUGGUAGACAAAGCUAAACCCGGAGAUCGUGUCAGUAUUGUUGGUAUCUAUCGUGCUCUCGGAAACAGAAACGCUGACCAGUCAAGCUCGAUUUUCAGAACAGUUAUUUUGUGUAAUGAAAUAAGUUUGCUGAGUACAAAAGCCGGUGGUGGUAUUGCCGCCCCUACCAUUACUGACAAGGACAUUCGUAACAUUAACGCUCUUGCUAAGAAGAAGAAUGUUUUUGAAAUCCUUUCUCAAUCUCUUGCCCCUUCAAUUUGGGGUCAUGAUUAUAUCAAAAAGGCUGUGCUUUUGAUGUUGUUGGGCGGUGUAGAGAAGAACUUGGAAAACGGAACUCACAUCAGAGGUGAUAUCAACAUGAUGAUGGUCGGUGAUCCUUCUACUGCCAAAUCGCAGAUUUUGCGUUAUAUCCUCAACAUUGCACCUCUUGCAAUUGCUACAACUGGUCGUGGAUCUUCAGGUGUUGGUUUGACAGCAGCAGUGACAUCCGAUAAAGAGACUGGUGAACGUCGUUUGGAGGCUGGUGCAAUGGUGCUGGCAGAUAGAGGUGUUGUCUGUAUUGAUGAGUUUGACAAAAUGAGUGAUGUGGAUCGUGUGGCUAUUCACGAAGUUAUGGAACAGCAGACAGUUACUAUCGCCAAGGCCGGUAUUCACACAUCUUUGAAUGCACGCUGUAGUGUUGUAGCAGCAGCCAACCCUAUUUAUGGCCAGUAUGACCUUACUAAGGAUCCCGGAAAGAACAUUGCCCUGCCGGACUCCCUUUUGUCUCGUUUCGAUUUACUGUUUGUGGUGACUGAUACAAUGGAAGAAACCAGAGAUAGACAGAUAUCUGAACACGUGUUGAACAUGCAUCGUUAUGUUCCUCCUGGAUUAGAAGAGGGUGCUCCAAUUAGAGAAGUUAUUGAUGAUAUGAUGGGAGGUGACCCCGAAGAGGUUACUGUCGAUGAUGAGGAUAUCUACGAGAAGUUUAAUCACUAUCUCCAAGGAGGAGCACGUGGAAAGGCUGGAAAAAAUGCAAAGGUUCUUAAGGCCAGCUUUGUAAAGAAGUUCAUUUAUUAUGUCAAAAAUAAGGCCCACCCAGUUCUCGGCAAGAAGGCCACUGAGACAAUUAUCAACGAAUAUACUUCGCUUAGAAACGACAAAGAUGAUGAUUCAAGAAAGAAGACUGGACCUAUCACUGCUCGUACACUAGAGACGCUUAUUCGUCUUUCUACUGCACAUGCAAAGUCACGAUUGAGUAACACUGUUGACGAAAAGGAUGCCAAGGCAGCAGCUGAUGUACUUAGAGUAGCGAUGUUUAAGGAAGUCAUUCGAUCCAAGAAAACUAAGCGAAGAAAGAUGUUGAUUGACUCUGAUGAGGAAAGUGAGGAAGAGGAAGAGGAAGAAGAGGAAGAAGUGGUUCCAAGUUCUUCUGUGACCAGAGGCCAGCCAACCCAAACAUACGAUCAUAGCGACCCAAUGGAGGAAGAUACAGAUAUGACUGAUGGUGUAACAGAAUCAAGACUUCAACUGUUCCGUGAAAAGGUCAACCAGUUAAUUGUAAACAAUCAGUUUGGCGAUGGUGUUCAAUGCGAAUUUUCCGAACUGUUCUCGGCCGUGAAUAACUCUAUGCGCCCUAACCAGGAAUUUAGUAUGAGUGAAGCUAACAGCGCCCUCCAGGAGAUGUCGAAUAACAACCAAGUCAUGUACAGCGAUGACAUUAUUUACAUUAUUUAAGCCAUGCUUUGCUGGUAUUAUUCACUUGCAUUCUUCUAGCUCUUUAACCCUUAUUUAUCUUGUCUUUAACUCUAUUCAUCUCGCUACUUAACUCUAUUCAUCUUGCCCUUUUUCUAUUUGUGUUUUUUUCAUUUGUAACAUGCUAUAUAAAAUGUAUAUAUAUAC
This is a messenger RNA of Phycomyces blakesleeanus NRRL 1555(-), 2614 nucleotides long. RefSeq lists its product as hypothetical. Bases 23 to 2449 code for a protein of 808 amino acids. Lineage: Eukaryota; Fungi; Mucoromycota; Mucoromycetes; Mucorales; Phycomycetaceae. Gene Ontology annotation, cellular component: MCM complex; nucleus. The transcript is spliced from 11 exons. Gene Ontology annotation, biological process: double-strand break repair via break-induced replication; DNA replication; DNA strand elongation involved in DNA replication. Gene Ontology annotation, molecular function: single-stranded DNA helicase activity; ATP hydrolysis activity; single-stranded DNA binding. The record is from RefSeq and is a predicted model, not a curated record.